CCCUCUCCCUCUGUUCGCAACAGCAACCCAUGGAUGACAAGCACAACCCGUCGCCGAAGCGGCGUAGAGAGGACGACGGCGAGAAUGACGAUACCCCUCCCCGGAAGCGCUCCGCCUCAGGCUCGCCCUCCGCUGCCUCGCCUUCCUACAGGCUAGCGGAACGCCCAGCCACAAGAUAUCACAGAGAGGACAGCGGGGACUACAGAGAAAGAAGAAGCCCGACACCAAUCGCCCGGCCACGCUCAAGGUCGAGGUCAAGAUCAAGGUCAAAUUCGUCAAGAUCCCGUUCCCACUCUCCCUCCCGUCACCACAACGGUUCUCCCUCGCAACCCCCACCCCCUCGCAAACCCUCCACCCUCCACUAUGAGCCAUUGCUCCUUCUCCGCGGCCACACCAAAGGCAUAUCCUGCGUAAAAUUCUCCCCGGAUGGAAACUGGAUAGCCGCCGCCUCAGCCGACUGUACCAUCACACUUUGGUCCGUACCUGACGGCCGCCUGGAGCACACUUUGGCCGGCCACCUUGCUGGCAUCAAUGCGCUCGCAUGGUCUCCGGACUCCAAAAUCCUCGCUUCUGCCUCCGACGACAAGUCCAUCCGCCUGUGGGAUAUCUCAACGGGUCUGGCUCAUCCCAAGGCCUUCAUUGGCCACCACAACUACGUCUACUCCAUUGCUUUCUCGCCCAAAGGCAACAUGCUCGUCAGCGGAAGCUACGACGAAGCCGUCUUUCUCUGGGAUGUCCGUGCCGCGCGCAUCAUGCGCAGUCUCCCUGCCCAUUCCGACCCCAUCGGCGGCGUCGACUUUGUGCGGGACGGCACACUAAUCGUUAGCUGUGCGAACGAUGGCCUAAUCAGAGUCUGGGACACAGCAACAGGUCAGUGUCUGCGAACGCUGGUCCACGAGGACAAUGCGCCCGUGACCUCGGUGCGCUUCUCCCCCAACGGAAAGUAUAUACUCGCCUGGACACUGGAUUCGUGUAUCCGGUUGUGGAACUAUAUCGAGGGGAAGGGGAGAUGUGUGAAGACGUACCAGGGACAUCUGAACGAGAAGUAUAGUCUGUCAGGAGCGUUCGGGACGUAUGGAGGCGAACCGCCGAAUCAAUAUGCGUUUGUCGCGUCGGGGAGCGAGGACGGCAGCAUCUUCCUUUGGGACGUGAGCUCGAAGAAUGUGCUGCAGAAGUUGGAGGGUCAUAAGGGUACAAUAUUGUCGGUUGACACGCAUCCGACGCAGCACUUGAUUGUUAGUGGCGGUUUGGAUAAGACGGUGAGGGUAUGGCGAUGUAAGGAGCCUUCAGUGGUGGAAGAAGGUGUGCCAAAUGGUACAGGAGAGCCGGAGAUGAACGGGAAUGGUCUACCACCUGAAUUGCCUCCUUAUCCCUUUGGCUAGUAUCAUUUCCGUUCGGUUGCAAAAUAAGGGAGCGUUACGUCGUACUAAAUCACCUGAAUAGCCUGGCGGUCCAUCAGAUACCCCUCCACAACAUAGACAAUAUGUAUCACGGCGUGGAAAACGCUAAAUCCAUUCGGUCAAUACAGAUAUGCCUCCCA
Westerdykella ornata is the source of this 1540-nucleotide messenger RNA. RefSeq names its product WD40 repeat-like protein. The transcript has a single exon. Lineage: Eukaryota; Fungi; Ascomycota; Dothideomycetes; Pleosporales; Sporormiaceae. The coding region runs from base 30 to 1382 and encodes 450 amino acids. The record is from RefSeq and is a predicted model, not a curated record. Gene Ontology annotation, molecular function: protein binding.